Molecule: messenger RNA, 1493 nt
Organism: Leptinotarsa decemlineata (Colorado potato beetle)
Lineage: Eukaryota; Metazoa; Arthropoda; Insecta; Coleoptera; Chrysomelidae
Gene: Naa60
Product: N-alpha-acetyltransferase 60
Biological process (GO): N-terminal peptidyl-methionine acetylation
Cellular component (GO): Golgi membrane
Molecular function (GO): protein-N-terminal amino-acid acetyltransferase activity; histone acetyltransferase activity
Source: RefSeq, a predicted model, not a curated record
GGUAGACGAAUCAGGUGAAGAAAUGAUGAACUUUCCAGUUAUUUUGACAUUUGACAGUAGUUGGUAAUUAGAAAACAUUAGGAUUUAAUACCGAAAACAAUUAUGACAAAAUAUUAUCAGUCGUCAAAAUUUUUCUGUUUGAUAAUGAAGAAGGAGAAUAAUUUCAAUCGGACGAUUUAAGAAGUUUUGGGUAUCAAUGGCAAAUAUAAAUUGGUACCCAGCUAAAAUAAAAUGUUCAGAGGAAGAUCCUAUCUUGAACGAGAAACAAAUUUCACUGCAUUCGCUAGCUGAUAUACAGUUACGGUUUUUGUGCCCAGAUGAUUUGGAUGAAGUCAGGGGGUUAUGCCAGGAUUGGUUUCCAAUUGAAUACCCAUUCUAUUGGUAUGAACAAAUUACCUCAACAAAUAGUAAGUUUUAUUCAUUGGCUGCAGUCUACAAUCAGCGAAUAAUUGGCCUUAUAGUGGCUAGAAUCAAGUCAUAUUCCCACUUAAAUGAGGAAGAUCGGGGUAUUCUCGCCAAAUCUCUAUCUGAUUAUGACAUUGGCUAUAUACUUUCACUGGGAGUGCUGAAAGAGUAUCGGAGGAAUGGAAUUGCCUCGCUUCUUCUGGAUUCAUUUCUCAAACAUCUCUUAACAGAUGAAAGGAGGCGUGUCAAAGCUGUGUUUUUACAUGUUCUCACAACGAAUUCUGCUGCCAUACUAUUUUAUGAACAAAAAAAAUUUAGGCUACAUAGUUUUCUACCUUACUAUUAUUCUAUCAAUGGAAAAUGUAAAGACGGAUUUGUGUAUGUAUUAUAUAUCAAUGGAGGACACCCACCAUGGACGAUAUUCGAUUAUAUAAAGUUCAUGUGCGGCAAAGUGAUAAACGGAGUGGCGAUAUUUCCUUGGGCAGUAUUCAAAAUGAACAAAAUGCUGCACUGGAUCUGGAGAGAGGAGACCGGUGAUCAACACCAAGAUUACUAAACAAAUUAGAACUAGUCGCCAAAAAUUAUUUGUUAUUCGAUUUUGUACGGAAUAUUUAUUCAAACCUAUUGAUAUUAUAAAAUUUUGUUAUAUAAUUAUAGGUAUAUGAUACUGUUCUGUUCGAUUGGGAACCUAUUUUAUGGUAUCAGUAUUAUGCGUAUUAGACUAGAUGUCAUGGGGUCAAUUAAAAGUGGUUCCGCAGAAGUAUUGCUAUUUGCAAGGAUAAAAAUGAACUAGCGUUGUAGAAAUUGCUUUAAAAUAUUUUGCCACCAAAUCAAGUAGCAGAUGGUAUUGCUGAAUACAAUUUAUUGGAAGGUUUUUCGCAAAAUACUCACUCUAUAGUAAGUUUCCUCGGGCAUAAGUGACAGAUGUAAGAUAAAGUAUCUAUCAAGUAAGUUGGUAAAAAAAAUUAUCAGGGCGGAUACCAAAAAUAAAACGCUACGUGCUACCGGAUUAAAAACCAUCAUCAAUUUCGACCAUUUGUCUUCUAUUGCAGGUGACUAUUAGGUUGUUUCAAAAGUUUUGUCCAUAU